UGAAUUAAGGGCGUGGCUCUGAGAUAAUUGAGUGUAAACCUUAGAAAUAGGCCCUGUGGGCUCGGUCUAAUCCGUUAUAAACACAGUAAAAGGCAUGAUGAUUAUGAAGAGUUGUUAUUGUACAGAUCGGCUCGCGCUCACGGCGGUGUUAACGGUGUUAACGGUGUUAACCGGAGGCGCGCGCGGGGCCCGCGUUUGGAAAGACGGCCCGCAGGUCGGACCGGAUGGGAGACAGUACAAAACCGCGGGGAUCCAGUCUAGAGACUGGAGCAAGCCGCUGGCUGUCAGCGUGCACUGUACCGAAAACAGCAUGGUGGUAAGAGCGCGCGCUGAUCUCUACGGUACUGGGCGGCUCGUGACCGCGAGUGAGCUGCGACUCGGACCGGAAUUCUCGGCGGGAAACUGCGGGGCGAUUCAGCGCGAGGACACCGAGGUCGUGAUUACAGCGGGACUGCACGAGUGCGGCGCGUCACUGCGGGUUGAAGACGACAGUUUGGUUUACUCGAACACUCUGUUCCACACUCCACCCCUGAACCGCUUUGGCAUCGUCAGGUCAGUGGGUGUGGCCAUCCCCCUCGUUUGCCGCUACAAGAGGACUCACUUUGUUAGCAGUAAUAUCCAGUCAAUUCCUGUGAGCCCUGCCCUUGUGAUCUCCUCCCCAACCACGCCUGUGUUCUCGCCUCAGUUAGCGACCGAUGAUUGGAUAUCUGCGAGAUCGGUGGACAUGUUCAAGUCUGAAGUCGUCAGCAUGGUGGCGUCUGUUCUCAGCGCUCGUCACAGUGUCUUUAAACUCUUCCUGGAUCGCUGUGUGGUGAAGCUGGGGCCUGACACUGAAGCCAUGCCCAGUUGUGACCCCAUCAAUUACCAUAGGUGUCCUGCUGACUCAGGAUCAGCUCAGUCCUCCACCUCCUUCCUGCCCGGGGCAGAUGGUCAUGUGCUGAGGGUGAAACUCGACCUGCUGCGUUCACUCGGAGACAACGGAUUCCCCGGCUCCUCUAUGUUCCUCACGUGCUGGAUGAAGACGGUUGAUCCAGUUCAGGAGAAGAACUCUGUGAAUAGAGCAUGUAGCUACAUGGGGAACAGCUGGAGCAGUGUUGAUGGGAAGCACAAGAUGUGCAAGUGCUGUGAUAGGAAGUGUGAUUUCUUCAGACAGAGGAGUGCAUGAGGCCCAAGAGCAUUGCAUCAUCAGGCUCUGCGCCGCUCACACUCUGCUCCAUCGUCCUGCAGAACUGAACUCUAUACUGCAUCUCAAUAAACCCUCAGUACAAUCAAGUGAAAUUUAUCACACAUGCAGCACAUGUUCCCAUCCUGGUCCUGGCGAUCCCUCUGUCCCGUACAUUUCAUUAACAGCGGCUCAUUGUGUGUGUGUGUGUGUGUGUGUGUGUGUGUGUGUGUGUGUGUGUACUGAAAUGUGCAGCACAAGGUGUAAGUUUUUCUCCAAGACCAAAGCUUUAACCCUGUACUUUACAAAUGUAUAAUUCCAGUCCUGUUCAUUUCCUAAUUAGCUGAUGUGCUAAAAGUUAAGACACAGUGUUCACAGUGAAGUGUUGUGAAACGUUCAGGGUUUCAUCCUUCUUCUUUAUUAACUGCUUUGUUCAACAUUUUGGGAAGGGAACUGUGCCACAGUGCAUCAGUGGUGAGCAAGCUUCCUGAAAUCUGUACCCGAACUCGACGCGUCUUCUCACACGCUGGGCGGAGCAGAACAAGGCCAAGUCUGGUGAAACACUUCUAAAACAGGUUCACUGCAUUUCCUGUAUGAGGGAGAUAUGAAACUGGUCCAUAUCAGAACCUGUGUGUGUGUGUGUGUGUGUGGUGGAUUUUGAAUGUGUGUGUUCUUGUGAUUGAUGGGUAUAAACUGUGUUUUAAGUGGCAUUAUUUAGUUGUUAAUCACUUAUUGUGAUUGAAUUAUUUGUCUAUAAAAAUUCCAGAUAGACUUGAA
Molecule: messenger RNA, 1939 nt
Organism: Ictalurus punctatus (channel catfish)
Lineage: Eukaryota; Metazoa; Chordata; Actinopteri; Siluriformes; Ictaluridae
Product: zona pellucida sperm-binding protein 3
Exons: 8
Coding region: 95-1165 (356 amino acids)
Biological process (GO): positive regulation of acrosome reaction; binding of sperm to zona pellucida; egg coat formation
Cellular component (GO): extracellular matrix
Molecular function (GO): acrosin binding
Source: RefSeq, a predicted model, not a curated record